CGGCCAGUGCGCAGAGUGCUGCGGGCGUGACAGGAUUGUGUGAUCGGCGCUCUGGGUUCAGCCGGCAGUCCAGCGUUGUGUGUGUGAUCCUGUGCGUGUUCUCUCUGUUUGUGUACGUCGCUGCCGUGUUCUGCCGGGCUGCCUGCGAGGAACCGGCUCAGCAGAGCGCCCGAUAGAACCUCAUACCACCAUAGGGAGGACGCUGUUGACAUACGAGUGAACUCAUCAGCCCACAAUGGCAGACACCAGUCAAUCCGAGCAAACCCCUCCGACUGAACCUCAGACGAAUGGUGUUUCUGACGGUAUAGAUGACGAUGAAAGGAACAAAAUGCGUCCAGCUGAUAUUGAUGCGGAUAUGAAGGAAAUGGAAAGGAGGAAACGAGUAGAGAUGAUAAUGAAUAGUCGUCUUUUCCGUGAGGAGCUGGAACGAAUUAUUGAAACACAGCUGAAGGAUGGAAAUGGCCCAGCAGGUUUGUUGCAACAGCUAUCGGACAUGAUGGGGUUGCAGGGUGGCCGUUUACAACCUGCAAGUGUAUUCAGAGGAUCUAACUGUGUCAUUCCUAUAAAUGAUAUUCGUGGUGUUGAAAGCAUGGGCUAUGCAAAGGGGGAAAAGAUCCUUAGAUGCAAGUUAGCUGCAGUCUAUAGAUUAAUGGAUCUUUGUGGCUGGACCCAAGGAAUCUACAACAGUAUCACUGCGAGAUUAAACCAAGACCAAGAACAUUUUCUCAUAAAUCCGUUUGGAAUGUUAUACCAUGAAAUAACUGCCUCAAGUUUAGUGAAAAUUGACAUGCAGGGCUCAAUAGUUGAGCCUGGAACUACAAAUUUUGUUGUGAAUGUUCCUGGUUUCAUGUUGCAUUCUGCCAUUCAUGCUGCCCGUCCAGAUAUUAAGUGCAUUAUUCAUGUUCAUACUCCUGCAGUGUUGGCUGUGUCUUCAUUAAAAUGUGGCCUACAGCCUUUGUGCCAAGAAGCUAUUGUAAUUGGUGAAGUUAGCAAUCAUCCAUAUCUCGGUGCAGUCUUCGAGCCAGAAGAACGAGAAAAAAUUGCCAGAAAUUUGGGACCAGUAAACAAGGUUAUGUUUCUAUCAAACCAUGGUGCUGUCUGUUGUGGAGAAACAGUAGAAGAAGCAUUUUAUAAUGUUUACAAUACAGUUCUGGCUUGUGAGACACAGGUGAAGGUAAUGCCUGCUGGUCUGGAAAAUCUUGUUCUGAUAUCAGAUGAAGUCAGGAAGCAGGUUUAUGAGGCUGUACGACGGCCACCUGAUGCUGUUCAAAGGCAGGAUACAAGUUCUGACUUGCCACCUUCAGGCCUUAAAAAGGAGAAAAAAUGGAGACUAGGAGGCACAGAAUUUGAAGCCCUAAUGAGAAUGCUGGACAAUGCGGGCUUCCGGACAGGUUACAUUUAUAGACAUCCACUGGUCAAAGGUGACCCACCCCGACCUCGCAAUGAUGUUGAAGUUCCUCCAGCAGUGUCUUCCUUGGGAUAUAUUCUUGAAGAGGAGGAGAUGUACAAACAAGGGCAGUGGAAGAAGUACAUCGAUGGUAAAAAAACACAUGACCGCACACGGUGGCUGAAUUCUCCAAAUGUAUAUCAGAAGGUGGAAAUAUUGGAAACGGGAACACCUGAUCCAAAGAAAAUAACGAAGUGGGUGGAUGCAAAUGCAGAAGAGUGGGUGGCAGAGGGUUCACCAACACACAGUAGUACACCAGUGAAGAUAGAGAGUGCUCUUCAGUUUGUGCCGAAGAAUACAGAUCCAAAGGAAUUCAAGAAACUACAACAGCAGAUAAAGGAUAACAGGCGAGCAGAUAAAAUUACUUCAGGCCCACAGUCUCACAUUCUCGAAGGAGUCUCAUGGGAAGAAGCGAAGAAAUUGCAGGAUGCUAAUAUUUCUGCUACUGGUGACCAAGUCAUUUUGGUAGGAGCUGCUUCAAAAGGAAUAAUUCAAAGAGGCUUCCAGCAUAAUGCUUUAGUGUAUAAAACUCCAUAUGCUAAGAACCCAUUUGACACAGUAACAGAUGAAGAACUUGAGGAGUACAAGAAAGUUGUAGAAAGGAAACAAAGGGGUGAAUCGUUUGAUGAAGACCAAACUGAAUCGGAGCCACUUUCCUCUUCACUGCAAAACAGUCGGCCUACAAAUGAAGAUAGUAUGCCGGCCACUAAGUCUCCACUUAUGUCGCCAACUUCUGCUGCUAGUGAAACGGAAGAAGAAAGCAGAGAUGAACCGAGAGUUUUGCGGAUAGAGACAAAGCAAGUUCCUCGGCCAAGUCAAGCUGAAGUUGUUCUGAGUGAUGCCGAAAGUGAUCUCCCAGAUCCAAAUGUGGAGCGUUCCUUGUCACUUAGGCUGCCAGCGAAAGUUGCUGACUCAUCUGAAGUUCCGAAUGAAUUUAAGCGCUCUUGGUCAUUGGGACCUAACAAGCAGAAUAUAAAAGGUGAGAACACUGUUAAUGGUGAUGAUCCGGAUGCACCCCACAGUACUUUUUCACAGAGCAGUAAAGAGGGAUCACCAACGAAAGAUAUUUCAACAGAGGAAUCACCGAAAAAGGAUAAGAAGAAGAAGAAAGGUUUGAGGACACCUUCCUUCUUGAAGAAAAAGAAGGAAAAGAAGAAGAUGGCUGAAGCAUAGGUAGUAACUCAGAUAGACACUGCCAAGGUGAAGCCAGCAAAAUAAGUGUACCAUCUCCAAGCGGAUUCAUUACUGCCACGAUACUUUCUAGCAUUUAAUUGUUGACAGUGAACAUCUGUUAAAUGAGCAGAUGUUGCAUGUCCAUAAACUGGUGGUGUAUCAGUGUGCAUGUGUGUAUGCUCCAGAAGUUUCUCUGCCAGGGCUAACUGCUUUCUUCAUGCAGCAUUAUUUGAAAUAAUGGUGAGCAUGCUUUACAAGUUGUUUUAUUUUUGAAAUAUGUAUGUGUACAGAAAGUAAACAUGUAAAACUUGAAUUUUGUCGUGAAGAAAAUAUUGUCUUGUAAAUGAAAUUUACUGCCUCAGAAGCUUUUAAUAUUUUAAACUUUGUUUUGGCACCAUUUAUUCUUGGAAUAUGACUUAUAUAUAGUGGUGCACAAAACAUAGAGGUACAAUACUGUUUUGUAUUAAUCUGAUCGGUAGUGUACUGUGACAGAUGUCUGCACCCCUGUACUGUUUACAUUGUUAAAUUUAUAUUUUGAUGCAAAAAUCUUAAUCAUGUUAGGUCUUUGUAUCAUUGACAGUUAUUUCACAAGCUUUGUGUGAUUCACAACUUGCUGUCAUGUAAAAAGAAGGAAAGAGGAUGUAAGGUUGUUGCUACGUACACUAAAUUCGCAAAUGUUUUAUUACUUGACGUCUAGAUGACUAGUGUAAGUAAUAUAUUCAGAUAUUAUCUAUAUAUGAAAACAAAACAAAAAAUGACAAAACUUGUCACUUCUGAAAUGUAAACUGUAAAUCUGAACAAACUCAAUUGUAUGUGAAAAAUGUGAGUGAAUGUGAUAAUUUCCUACGUAAAAAACUUGCAGGACAUUGACUUUUAGUGGCAAUCUACACUGAGGAGUAGACUUUUAUAGUUUGUCAUUUGUUUAAAAUAUUAUAAUACUGUAUUGUUUUGUUAAGUGAUUUUUCUAGAUUUUAUUGACUUCUUUUGUGUAACUUGACUUUGGAUAUAUCAGCAUGUUUUUAAUUUUUGAUGAUUUAUGUAUUUUACAAUAAAUGAUAUGGAAGCCUUCAGAAAAUCUUGUAA
This is a messenger RNA of Schistocerca cancellata (South American locust), 3703 nucleotides long. It is a transcript of the gene hts, whose product is annotated as protein hu-li tai shao. The transcript is spliced from 22 exons. Gene Ontology annotation, molecular function: actin filament binding. Bases 236 to 2620 code for a protein of 794 amino acids. The record is from RefSeq and is a predicted model, not a curated record. Gene Ontology annotation, cellular component: cytoskeleton; plasma membrane; postsynaptic density. Lineage: Eukaryota; Metazoa; Arthropoda; Insecta; Orthoptera; Acrididae.